AUGCGCGACGUCGCCGUGUCCGCGCACGCUGCUCAUGAGGAAGAACCCCUCUGUGGUUCGAAACUAGUAGAGCUUUUCUCAAAAACAAACCCAGUGCCUGUCCAGUCCUCAGUUCGUUGUGGACCUCCGCCGAGCUCACUCGUGAAGAAACCACCAGAACCUGGAAGUGACUUCAAGAAUACAAGUGGAAAUCAACAUAGAAGAAAAAAUAUCGAAGUAAAUUUAACCAAAAUGUAUGACCCUGAAGCUGACACGAUGGGCGCUGCGGACCCGUUCGGCUUGAUUGGACAGAUAAUGAUGGCAUGUUUGUCUGGCUCAACCCUUCCUUUAUCCUCUUCCUGGUCACAAGGUCAAUACAACAGCAGAGGAGAAAGCGGAGUUGAUUUCGGCGACCCGGUACCCGUAGCUGCGCAACCCAGACGGAUUACAAAUGUAAAUAUACCCAGAGUACAACAAGAAGAUUCGAAUCCAUCGGAUAAUACAAUUAAUUCAUCCCUUUGGGAUUGUUGUUGUCCACCGUGGUGUAACUACGCAAGCAAAGCGAGUGAAAAAAUGGAGAACACUACAGUAGAACUAGAUCCCAUAAAUUUAGAAAAUGAAAACCUCGUUUAUGAUUCUGAUUCUUGUAUAGCCCCACCUCCGACACCCGUAGAAGAAUUUGCAUCAGAAUAUGAAAUGCUUCCAUCAGCCGCCGAAAUUCAAUCAUCAAGGAACCGCAGAAACAUACGCAUGGGAAGAAUGAAUCCUUUAGAGGAUCAUGAACGUAAAAUCAUUAUAGAAUUUUGCCAUCUCCUGGAAAAAUCUAAACAACUGUUCAAUGGUUUACGUGAGUUGCCACAAUAUGGGCACAAACAAUGGCACUCGUAUUUCGGAAAGACGUUUGACGUGUACACGAAGCUGUGGAAAUUUCAACAGCAACACAGAGGGAUUCUCGACAGUAAAUAUGGACUAAAGCGAUGGCAAAUUGGAGAAAUCGCUUCGAAAAUAGGACAACUUUACUAUCACUUCUACUUAAGAACAAGUGAUACAGCUUAUCUAAGUGAAGCGUUUUCCUUCUACUUCGCCAUCCGAGGCAGAAGCUAUUACACGCAAGCGUCUAAAGAAGACAAAUGUGAACUAAUGGUAAAAAAACUUCGUUACUAUGCCAGAUUCAUAGUCGCAAGCUUACUGCUAAAAAAAAUGAAACUCGUGCGAGAUUUACUAAAUGAACUCGAUAAACAAAUUAGCGAAUAUGGCAUUACUUACGAGCCUGAUGAUCAAAACGAAUGGAGGAUUGUUGCUGACGAAGUUAGAAGCUUCAUUAAAGUCGAACCAGUGGUAACAGUUUACCAUCCACAAGAAUUCGUAGUUAUACUGUCACAUCGGCUUAGUCCUCAAACGACGCCACCGAUCGAGAGGACGUCAGCGAUGACAUUAAUACUCCAAGAAGUGCUGAUUGUGGGGAGUAAUGCAACUCAAUUGAAGUUUUCUGAACUGACAAUGGACAUGUAUAGAAUGAUGCAGACUCUUGAACGAGAGCCCAAUGGCGAGGCUCAGCAUUUGUACGAUGAGUCACCACGACAGCGUUGUGCGUCUACUCCAAGUGCUUUUAACAACAAAGGCUAUAACUUAGAAUGCGGUUUAAAUAAAAAUGAGGGGCCGCAUAAAUACUUGCUGUUUAAGCCGUCACCGAAUCAGGUCUUUGUGUACCUGGCCAGUGCUUGCGAUGACCUGCUCUGUAAUGGAGUUGUCCUGCUUUAUAUUUCUGCAGAAGGGCUGCUCGUUCCACCAUCAAAAAAUCAUUGUGAAGAAGCAGGCGGCUACGACGUGGGAGGUUUGAUCACGACGUCCAAAAUUGACGUCCUUGGACGGGAAACGACUAUAAAAGAGGGAAAAUCAGCUCCUCCAAAGUAUAAAGAUCUGCAGGUUCUCCAUCCAGGUGACCUGUAUCCAUUCACGCGUCGUCCCAUGGUCAUCAUUGUGGAUUCUGAUAAUUCUUUCAUAUUCAACGACAUGCCUCGUUUGUUCGGGCAGCCGCUGAUCAUCCUGAUGUCUCCGAUGGAGUUACCUUCCAAUCUCUAUCCUAUUCCUGGUGAGGCAAGGGUCGAGGGUAGCCUGUUCACGCUGUUCCUGCAUUGCCCGCUGUCAGCCCUCUGCCUCUGCUGCGACAUCAAGAAGAUGGGAUUGAUGAACUGGGAACGAGCGCAGUCCUAUAUCGACGCUUUUCUGAAGGAAGCGGGCGCGCUGGUAGCUCGCAGCCGUACUGAGUACGUGUUGUUCCUGGGGGAUGAUUUUCUGCGGUUGUUGAUCCUACGCUUCAUCUUCUGUGAGACGUUUUUGCGAAUGCACCGGCUGUUCCGCGGGCGAGCGCAGCAUACUCGCUGUAGCCCUCCGCUGCCCAAUGACAUCUACGACCACCCUACACUCACCCACAUCUUCAUGGAGCUAUUAGCACACCUGCAGGUACGAAGCCACUUCCACGAGCCAGCCGCCGCAGCACAGGCUAGCAGGGAGUGA
This is a messenger RNA of Spodoptera exigua (beet armyworm), 2496 nucleotides long. The record is from the annotation of a GenBank genome assembly. Lineage: Eukaryota; Metazoa; Arthropoda; Insecta; Lepidoptera; Noctuidae.